CCUCGCCCAGCCUGCGUCCUCCUGGCCCGCUCCUCUUAUCCCUCCCAUUCUCCAUUUCUCUUCCAUUCCCUCCCUGUCAGGGCGUAAUUGAGUCAAAGGCAGAAUCAGGUUCCCCGCCUUCCAGUCCAAAAAUCCCGCCAAGAGAGCCCCAGAGCAGAGGAAAAUCCAAAGUGGAGAGAGGGGAAGAAAGAGACCAGUGAGUCAUCCGUCCAGAAGGCGGGGAGAGCAGCAGCCGCCCAAGCAGAAGCUGCAGCGAGCCGGGUACCUGGACUCAGCAGUAGCAACCUCGCCCCUCGCAACAAAGGCAGACUGAGCGCCAGAGAGGACGUUUGCAACUCAAAAAUGCAGGCUCAACAGUACCAGCAGCAGCGUCGAAAAUUUGCAGCUGCCUUCUUGGCAUUCAUUUUCAUACUGGCAGCUGUGGAUAUUGCUGAAGCAGGGAAGAAAGAGAAACCAGAAAAAAAAGUGAAGAAGUCUGACUGUGGAGAAUGGCAGUGGAGUGUGUGUGUGCCCACCAGUGGAGACUGUGGGCUGGGCACGCGGGAGGGCACUCGGACUGGAGCUGAGUGCAAGCAAACCAUGAAGACCCAGAGAUGUAAGAUCCCCUGCAACUGGAAGAAGCAAUUUGGAGCGGAGUGCAAAUACCAGUUCCAGGCCUGGGGAGAAUGUGACCUGAACACGGCCCUGAAGACCAGAACUGGAAGUCUGAAGCGAGCCCUGCACAAUGCCGAAUGCCAGAAAACUGUCACCAUCUCCAAGCCCUGUGGCAAACUGACCAAGCCCAAACCUCAAGAAUCUAAGAAGAAGAAAAAGGAAGGCAAGAAACAGGAGAAGAUGCUGGAUUAAAAGAUGUCACCUGUGGAACACAAAAAGGACAUCAGCAAACAUGAUCAGUUAACUAUUGCAUUUAUAUGUACCGUAGGCUUUGUAUUCAAAAAUUAUCUAUAGCUAAGUACACAAUAAGCAAAAACAAAAGAAAAUUUUUGUAGUAGCGUUUUUUAAAUGUAUACUAUAGUACCACUAGGGGCUUAUAAUAAAGGACUGUAAUCUUAUUUAGGAAGUUGAUUUAUAGUACAUGAUAAAUGAUAGACAAUUGAGGUAAGUUUUUUGAAGUUAUGUGACAUUUUACAUUAAAUUUUUUUUUACAUUUUUUGGGCAUCAAUUUAAAUGUUAUGACUAUGUAAACUACUUCUCUUGUUAGGUAAUUUUUUUCACCUAGACUUUUUUCCCAAUUGAGAAAAAUAUAUACUAAACAAAAUAGCAAUAAAACAUAAUCACUCUAUUUGAAGAAAAUAUCUUGUUUUCUGCCAAUAGAUUUUUUAAAAAUGUAGUCAGCAAAAUGGGGGUGGGGAAGCACAGCAUGUCCUAGUUCAAUGUUGACUUUUUUUUUUUUAAAGAAAAUCAUUAAAACAUAAAAUUCUUUCACUUUGGCAGAA
This is a messenger RNA of Symphalangus syndactylus (siamang), 1436 nucleotides long. It is a transcript of the gene PTN, whose product is annotated as pleiotrophin. Gene Ontology annotation, cellular component: extracellular region. Lineage: Eukaryota; Metazoa; Chordata; Mammalia; Primates; Hylobatidae. The record is from RefSeq and is a predicted model, not a curated record. Gene Ontology annotation, molecular function: growth factor activity.